UCAAGCACCGUCUCGCUCUCAUCUCCGACGACCCACUCAGUCGGCGCGACCGUCUCAGCUACUACGAAGACCCAGCAGCGCCGUUUUCUUCCCUCUCAAUUCGAACAGAGCUUCUUUUGAAAAUGAAUGGCUACCCACCUGAUCGUAGUUGGGUAUAUGAUAGACUUAACCCUCGUAGAGGGGGGUUGAAACCCGCCUUUAUAUCUGGUGUUAAAGAGUUUGUAAGAAAGGCAAAAAGUCGACCUCAGUUUGUAAGCGAUGGUGGAAUCAGAUGUCCUUGUGACAGGUGCACGUGUAGGCGUAUACAGUCUGCAUGUAGAGUCAAACUUCACUUAUAUUCCACCAGACAUAGUGAACUUAUGGUAUCAAAAAUUUGGUAGUUAUGUUGCUUGGCUGCCUGAGCAUGAUUAUCAGAUUAAGAAAAUCUUUGAAUCCAAAGGCUCGAGGCGUCUUUCUGAGAUGUACAUGGAAGCGAGGAACAAGCGUGAACGCCCAUCUUGGAUAGGUGAGGAUGCUUGGAAAGAGCUUGAUAUUGAGUGGAAGAAGCCAGCCUAUAAAGCGAUAUCACAGCGAAAUAAGAAGAAUCGUAAUUCUGCUAAAGGUGGGUCUGUCCAUACUGGCGGAUCCAUAACUUUCACCGAGCAUACCUUACGGAUGGCUGAAGAGUUGGGUAGAGAACCCACAGUGGAUGAGGUCUUUUUAAGAACUCACAUUCGUAAGAAGGACUCAACUUGGGUUGAUCUUAGAUCUCAAAACACUUAUGGUAGUUUCCAAAGUAAUUUGAAUCAGGCCUCAGAAGGUGCAGAUGAGAGUGGCUCCCAAAUGGUCGACUCUGCGACUCGUUUAAAACUGUGGGCCAAAUCUGUUGGGGGGAAAAAUCGAGGACGUCUAUAUGGUGUAGGAGAUAGGUCCUCGAAUUAUAGACCAGGUGUUUCAAGUCUCGCCCCAGACACUGUUCCAUCUAUGGGUUGCAGCCAAGUUUCAUCCCAUUAUUCUCAUGAGAUGGCAACACAGUUGGCCACACUUGAGGAGCGAGCAAAGGCAGCAGAGGAUGAGGUUCGGAAUACAAGGGAGGAGCUUAGGCAAGCAGAGCUUAAGCGACAAAAGGAAGCUCAGCAGUCAGAACAGCGUGCUGCAGAGUUCCAAAUGCAGCUGAUAGCGUUGACAAAAAGUGUAGCUGCCAUGCAGGCCGAGCCCUCCCGUCGUCGACGUCGUCAUCCAGAUUAUGAUGAGGAUGAGUCAGAGGAUGGGUCCGAGGAUGGGUCCGAGGAUGGAUCCGAGGAAGGGUCUGAGGAUGAAUCCGAGGAUAACGAGGAAAAUUGAUAUUUAGUUUGUGUUGUUAUUAUGACUUCAUCUUAUGCUUAGAUUAUUAACGGUGCAUUUUGUUAUUAUUACCGAUUAAGCUUAGACUUGUGGCUACAUCU
Messenger RNA from Trifolium pratense (red clover), 1424 nucleotides. RefSeq lists its product as uncharacterized. The record is from RefSeq and is a predicted model, not a curated record. NCBI's taxonomy places the organism in Eukaryota, Viridiplantae, Streptophyta, Magnoliopsida, Fabales, Fabaceae. Gene Ontology annotation, biological process: transposition. The transcript is spliced from 6 exons. Bases 259 to 1323 code for a protein of 354 amino acids.